AACAGAUGUUUCUGUUAGCGGUCUUUGUGAAAUUGUGGUGUCUGUUUAAAUUGUUGAAAUUAUGUUUGUUUUCACAAAAGUAGAUAAUGAUAAAGAAAAGAUCGUUUUGCUUUCAUCCAAAGCGAUAUACACAAUCGGUCGCAUGUCAACAGACGUCAUUUUGGCUGAGGACCUUAGUAUAAGUCGCGCCCAUGUAAAGAUUUGUGUCUCCAAUGGCGGGCCGCUGGCCGUGGAAGAUCUGGGCUCUCGGUACGGUACAUUCAUCAACAAUGAUAUUGACCGUAACAAAAAAAUAAAUCCAAAGACUCCAACUCCAAUGCUAGUUGGAGACAAGAUUCGCUUUGGUGCCCUGAAGAAUGUGUGGAAAUUGUCGCAGCUUAAAUUGAUAACCACUGCAUCCGCGCUGAAUGUCACUGAGAUACAAGAAUUAAAUAACCUAAUAAAACCACUAAAUGGCGUUAUCUUGCCAUCUUGGACGGAUGAGUGCUCGCAUUUAACUAUGGACACGGUGACGAUUACAGUAAAGCUUCUACAUGCACUACUAGAGAAUAAACCCAUCGUUCGUAUGGAUUUCUGGCGACAGUUGCUGAAGUUAGCUACGCGUAUUCACAUACCCGAUAAUUUUCCUAAGCCUGAAGAUUUUACGCCCGUACAGCCAGCAGAUUUGCCCAGCAUUAAGUGGCGUCCAGAACGCACAAAACUCUUCGCUGGCAAAACAUUUGUAUUUAUGAAUCGAAAGCACCUCGAUAUGUACGGCCCGAUAGUUCUGAAAGCAGGCGGCGCUUGUAAAGAUCUCAACUCUGGCGUACGAAAACCAUUUCUAACUAAAGCGAAUGUCGUAGUCAUACAAUAUGUGACGUCUACUCAAUCCCAAGCAACAGAAACUAUUUUUAGUGUACAAUGUAUUUUAGAGCAGGCCGGACUACGUCCUGUACCCGAUUAUGAAAUUGGCUUAGCUAUUUUACACUGCUCCUUGGAAAAGUUCUGUAAUCCGUCGUACAGAAUUACUGAGAACUCUUUGGCUACAACCGAGUCCAUGGAUUCUUCGAUCUUGGUUCCAAAUACAGAACGCAGUCAAACACAACGAGACGCAGACAAAGCAUCUGAGUUUGUUGUCACCGAAUCUCAGAAAUCGGAAAUAUAUGCACCAAGCAUUGGAAGUGAAAAUCAGUCAUCGGAACCAAAACCAGAACCAAUCCAAAAAUCAAACAGGAUGCUGUCUAAAAAACAAAAUAAUGCCAUAUACUUGGACUCCUCCUCGGAGGAAGACAUUCAGAUCGAGGCGCCAAUCAAGAAAGCAAAAGCAUUUGUUGAGAACAAGUCAAAACGUAAAAUUGAACGUAUUUUAGAUUCCUCUGAGGACGAUCAACCCAUUGCCAUACAAUCGAAAAAGAAAUCGAAAACGUUGCCUGUGGUCGAGACAAGCUUAAAUAAUUCCAUUGAUGCGCCCUCUGAAGUCACCAUUAAAAAUGCCGCUGUAGAGCCAACUACAAGUAAGUCUUCUAGACGUUCAACGCGAUCCCAUCCUCAGCAGCAAGUUGAAGUAGAGACAAAGAAAAAGGAGAUCUCGCCCAGAAGAUCUGCGCGUGGCAAGCAACCUGCAGAAAAAGUUACAUUGCAAAUAGUUCAGAGUGAUAGCGAGGACGAUGAAGGACUUUUCCAAUUCAAGUCACAAGCUUCCCCACCUGUGGAGCAAGCAUCACUCAAGCCGACUGAACCCAGCAUGGACACCAAUAGUAAAUUAUCUAAGCAAGCGGUGCCUAGCCCAAAUAUCAGUAAACCAGGCAAAAUUAGUGUGCGAAAUUUUCUGGAAAAAUCACAGAGUCAGGCUUCAAGUCAAAACUUUGCUCCAGCUACAUCUCAAAAACGAAAGCGUUUGUGUUUGAAGCAGAUAAACGAAAGCGACAGCGACGACGAUGAGAAUCUUUUCAACUUUGGGGACGGCAAGAAACGUAGGCAAUCCAUUGGGCAUAUCAGAUCAGACAAUGAAUCCGAUAAUGAAAAUAUGUUCAGUUUUAAAAGACGUGAUGAACGAGAACAGAACAAGGAUGUGAGCGACGACGAUCAGGAUUCAGUUAGCACAGAACCAUUUGAAGAUGAAUCGAAACCAAAAUCAAAGUACAUUGUUCGCAAGCCAAGGGAUCAGCCUCGUAAAAUAAAUGUAAGCGGCUGGCUAUCAUGUAGCGGGCUACAUGAGGAGAUUAAGUCGGAAACUAACCCAGAUGCAGAUGGGUUAGAAAUUGAUAUAGAGCCUAUAAAGAAAGAGCUGGACGACGAGGAUGAUAAAGAGAAGCUAGAGCAUGUUAAAUGGCUUGCAAGCUUAAAGAAUAGCAUACAAGUGCGCUUGUGCAACUUAAGUAUCAACGUUGGCGACGAAGAUAAAACGGAUGCAGCCAACGGCACUGACAACAAAUACAAAGGCCGCCAGAACUUUAAGAAGUUUGUUAAGAAGAACCAUGUACAUUCGCAGCAACAUAUUGUGGGACUAAAGCGUAUGCAACUGGCUGAGGGCAUGCUCUCUAAUCUGUAAGUGUAAAAUAACUUAUUGAGUUGUGAGUUUCUUCAUGUUAUAUUUUACUACCAAUAAAUUUACGAAAUAUGUU
Molecule: messenger RNA, 2603 nt
Organism: Drosophila hydei
Lineage: Eukaryota; Metazoa; Arthropoda; Insecta; Diptera; Drosophilidae
Product: nibrin
Exons: 4
Coding region: 62-2530 (822 amino acids)
Biological process (GO): mitotic G2 DNA damage checkpoint signaling; double-strand break repair via homologous recombination
Cellular component (GO): Mre11 complex
Molecular function (GO): damaged DNA binding; protein binding
Source: RefSeq, a predicted model, not a curated record